UAUACACGGGAGACACAGCACAGACAUCAUAGCGUAUCUUCUAGGCAAGGUACUUUCGUCUAGCCGUCUCCACGGUUUGGAUAAGACUCGUCUGCUGUUGCAGACGACGAAAGAGGCGCAGGUGUAUGCAUGUUGCAGCAGUGAAAGUAUCCGCUAGUGCAGUUACGAUCUGUCGCCUGUCAAUGCCCUCUCUUGCAUAGCCAGUCUUAUUCUAACAGUGCCGUUUAUCGCGCGUUUCGGGUCUUCAGUUGAAUUCGUCGUUGUGUCCGGUGGAUACCUGCUCGCGAUAAAAUCCUCGCAAUUUACUUCAGAAACAGGUAUUCGCGAAGGUGGAUAUCUACUACAGAUACCAAUAAUCGAAACUUUCGCGAAACUUUCGUUUUCAUCGUCGUCGUCGCGGCUGCCUUAAAAAUUAUGAAUAAAAGGCUAUGGACCAUCCUCCUUGUCGUCGGCUGCACGGCAACUCUCUCCUCCGACACCAGCCCCGAAUAUGUGAAACAAUGUUCCAAAAGCGAUCCAAAGCUGAUAACUUGUCUGAUCGACGCUCUGCACCACCUGCGACCUUAUCUGAGCGUUGGAAUACCCGAAAUCGAGUUACCCUCGGUAGAACCGUUCCGUAUGGACGAACUGACUCUCUCCCUGACAGGUGGUACGAACGGUUAUAAGAUUCAACUACGGGACCUUUAUGUAAAGGGAGCAAGUAACUAUACAGUGGAGAAUAUUAAGAUCGGCUCACCCUUCCAAGCCAUAAUACGAAUGCCGGCCCUUAUAUUAGACGCGCAUUAUUCCAGUUCUGGUAUAUUAAUAAUUUUGCCUGCGAGUGGAAACGGUACAUUCCACGCGCGUUUCGGAGAUGCUAGAGCACUAGUCAGAGGAACAGUCUCGACGAAGUCGCGAGAGGAAAAGACGUAUUUGAACGUCGAUAACCUUGACGUCGUGCUUGGUGUAAAGGAUGUGCAAAUGCGAGUCAGCAAGAUCUUCAAGAACAAUCGAAUACUGACCGAAGCGAUUAAUCUCUUCCUUCGUGAAAAUGGACAAGAAGUAUUAAAAUUAAUGGAGCCGCAACUGAAGAAGAAAUUAUCGGCGCUCUUUGCUGGCAUUGUUAACCAGCUGCUGCGACAUGUACCAGUGGAAUCGUUCCUUGUACCUUGAAACAUUUAUAUUACAUCUUAGUUAUUCUUAGGUCUUUGUGAUUGAUAUCAACGAUAGAUUUUAAAUAUGCACGAGAAUUAAAUAAUGCAGCAAUUAGAGCAGCGACUUAUCAGGCACUUUUCUAAAAGAAAAAGAUAAAAGAAAAACACAAUAUUUGAACAUGCGCAUUUAAGUUACUUUUAAUUUUUAAAUAACAUAUUGAGCUUAUUUUGAUACUUGGAAUACACAAAUGUUUUCCAAAAAUGGCUUUAAGACAAAAUUAAAUGACGCAAUUAGAAAAAUGUCACUGUUUUAAUAGACAAAGUUAAUACAGUGUAUAUUACAUCUAAUCAUUUAUCUAUAAACAUCACAAUUUUAAAUACAGAUAAUUAAAUGCAAGUGACACAAUAUUUAUAUGCUAUUUUUAUAAUUACGUGCUUAUUCAUGAAAACAAAAUAUUAAUUGUUUGGUCCACCAAUCAGGAAUUGGAUAAAUUGCCUCUGAGGAGAACAUACAAAUCUGUUCAAAGAUUAAUAACAGAUAAUUCUCGUUGAUAUUUUCCUACAAAAGAAAUAUAUGUUGAUAGUAAUUGUUGCUUACAUUGUAGUAAACAGAGAUAUAUAAAUCGUUAUCAUGUUAAGUUUCAGAUGUGGUAUUAUAGCUUUAGCGCACAAUGGAAUUAAUGGUAUAUUGAUAGAAUAAAACAAAUGUACCUUUUAUCAUAUGAAUAUAUGAUAAAAA
Messenger RNA from Vollenhovia emeryi, 1872 nucleotides. RefSeq lists its product as uncharacterized. The transcript is spliced from 5 exons. Bases 415 to 1152 code for a protein of 245 amino acids. NCBI's taxonomy places the organism in Eukaryota, Metazoa, Arthropoda, Insecta, Hymenoptera, Formicidae. The record is from RefSeq and is a predicted model, not a curated record.